Molecule: messenger RNA, 1534 nt
Organism: Blepharisma stoltei
Lineage: Eukaryota; Ciliophora; Heterotrichea; Heterotrichida; Blepharismidae
Source: the annotation of a GenBank genome assembly
AUGGGAGCUAGUGUCAAUUGUAUGAGAACUCCAAAAGACAAUAUUGAAAAAGUUGAAUUUAAUAUGCUCAAUCGUCCUCUUUCUAAAGUCCAGUCAGAAAUAAUUGAAAAAUCUCAAACAAAAAUUGUUAUUCAUGGCAUUACUAAGGCUUUUUUAAUUAGAAAAAAAAUUCAGCCUCAUCUGGACAAAAUCCGAGCAAGAAGAAACAAAUUUAAACAAAUAAUCAUUCAAGCACAAAUUAAAGGCUUUUUAAAACGAAAGGAAAUGAUUCCGAAAAUUAUGGAAAUUCGAUCAAAAAAAUACGGUAAUUUAGGAUCUUUAUACCUUUUUUCGCUGAAUUUGUUCUUAUUUUUCCAGAAAAAUUUUAUUUUAAAUUUAUACAAAAAAUAGCUUAUUACAAUUAAUUGCAAAAAGCGUUUUGAUUCGUAAGAAAAAUUAUCCAGCAUUAAGAGAAAUUGCAAAUAAAAAAUUGUCCCAUUCUUUAGCUAUAAUAAAAUCAAUAUGCAAAUCUCACGUCGUACAAAAAAUGAUAAAACCCAAAUUAAAAAAACUUAGAAGAAGAAAAUAUAAUUCACUCGGAAUCCAGCUUCAGUCAUUAGGGAGAAGUUUUUUAAUAAGAAAAAGAAGCAAAAUCCUUCUGAAAGAAUUAUAUGAGUAUAAAAGAACUCACCCAAGACUGCCUUAUGAUUAUUAUAAAGGGAAAGUAAAUGGUUUGAAAAGUGAUAAAGUCAAAGAAAUAGAAGAAAAAAUAGGUAGAUUUAAAAGACCAAAAUACCAUGGGAAAGUCAAAGUAAAUUAUAGAAAACCUUUACAGCUAGAAAAUUCUGUAUAUGAUGGAUACUGGGAUUUAGAGACAAAUAAAAAGCAUGGAGUCGGAAAAGAAUUCUUCAAUGAUGGAGCAUUUUAUUAUGGACAAUAUAAAGCAGGAUUAUAUCAUGGGGAAGGAAGACUGAUUUAUAGCAAUGGAGACUAUUAUCAAGGAAAAUUCAAAAGAGGACUAUACUCAGGAUACGGAAUUUUAAUUAAAGCAGAUGGAAGUAUUUAUAAAGGCUAUUUCAUUGACGGCAUUAAAAACGGCGCUGGAAAUGAAAUAUUGCCAGAUGGGACUAGCUAUGAUGCCACUUAUGUAAACGGCUUAAAAAAUGGUCCGGGUAUAUACAAAUCUCCAGAUGGAAAAUCGUAUAAAGGUGACUUUCAGGAUGAUCUAUACCAAGGAAAAGGGACUUUUCAAUGGCCAGAUGGAAAAGAAUAUACAGGCGAUUGAUAUAAAGGAAGAAUGCAUGGGAAAGGAGAAUUUAAAUGGAGUGAUGGGAGAAAAUAUGUAGGAGAUUACAAUAAUGACAAAAAGCAUGGUUUAGGACUUUUUAUAUGGCCAGAUGGGAAAAAAUAUGAUGGAGAGUGGGUGAAUGGAAACCAGCAUGGAGCAGGGAAUUAUACAUUUUGGGAUCCAAAGAGAAAUAUUUUUAAAACUUUACCUGGGACUUGGGCUGAUGGAAAAAGAGUUUCUUGGACAACACCAGGUGAUAGUAAAUAA